Molecule: messenger RNA, 513 nt
Organism: Gossypium raimondii (Peruvian cotton)
Lineage: Eukaryota; Viridiplantae; Streptophyta; Magnoliopsida; Malvales; Malvaceae
Exons: 1
Coding region: 1-513 (170 amino acids)
Source: RefSeq, a predicted model, not a curated record
AUGCAAGAAGUUUUUGAGAUGACUGACCUUGGUCUGAUGACCUACUUUCUUGGCAUAGAAAUAAAACAAGGAAGUGAUGGUAUUUUCAUAAGUCAGCAAACAUUUGCUUCCAAGGUACUGGAGAAAUUUUGCAUGCAAAAAUGUAAAUCGGUUACUACACCUGUUGCAUUGGGGGAGAAGUUGUCAAGUACCAGUGAGCAUGAUCGAGUAGAUGAGAAAGCUUAUAGAAGCUUAAUUGGUUGCUUGCUUUAUUUGACAGCAACUAGACCAGACAUUGUCUAUGCUAUUAGUCUUCUUUCUAAGUUCAUGCAUUGCAGUAAUAUGGCUCAUUUAAAGGCAGCAAAAAGGGUGCUGAGAUAUGUUAAAGGAACCAUCGAUUCUGGUGUGAAGUUUUGGAAGACAAAGGAGUUGAAACUUAUUGGCUACUCUGAUAGUGAUUGGGUAGGGUCAGUUGAUGACAUGAGAAGCACUUCAGGUUACUUCUUUACUCUAGGCUCGAGUGUUUUUAGCUAG